UCCUAACUGCGCGUGCGCACAGUGUCCCGAGUGAGUACCGCUAGCACGAGGCGUGUAGUUUUUUUUAAUCCUUUUAUUCCGGCAUUUUAAACUGUUGGCUUUUAAUCAGCGACACAGUAAAGGACUUUAUCUGUACAAACCUCAAUUUUAAUAAUGCCUCGGGGUGGGAGAAAGAGCCACAGGGGGAGAGGAAAGCAAUUCAGCAACCCAGAGGAGAUUGAUCGACAGAUGAGAGCACAGAGAGAGAAGGAAGAAAAUGGUGACGCAGAGAAAGAGAGCUCUUCAGAGUCUGAGGAAGAAAGCAGCAGUGAUGAUGAGUCUGAGUCCAGAAGGAGGAGUGGAGUGGAGGGGCUUAUAGAGAUCGAGAAUCCAAACCGCGCGUCUCAGAAGGACAAGAAGGUGACUGAAGUAGAUGUCAGUGCUCCCAGAGAGCUAUCUCGCAGGGAGAGAGAGGAAAUAGAGAAGCAGAAAUCAAAGGAACGCUACAUGAAGCUCCAUCUAGAGGGGAAGACUGAGCAGGCCAGGGCUGACCUGGCCAGACUGGCCAUCAUCAAGAAGCAGAGGGAGGAAGCUGCCAAGAAGAGAGAACAGCUCAGGAGAGAAAAAGAAGCUGAAGAAGCCAAAGCAAAGCACUAGUUCUCCAUCUGAAAGAUUCGUCACGCACUUCAGUCUCAGAGGGAUGGUGAAACGGAGGGGCAGCACGGAGAGGGACCAAGACAAGUGGCGUCAGAUCAGGGAUACUACUGGGCUCCUGUUCCUCAUUUUAUGGGCAUGGGUCUUCCACGACAGUGUGGUCAUGACAGGGAAUCCGGGUGGAGCAAAGUGAGAUGAAGAGGAGUGCAACCUUUGGGGUGCCUCUAGUUGUAUUUAAAUACCUCAGGAGGAGACAUCUGCAGGUUUUCCAAGUCCUUCACUGCCUCUUUACUCUACCCAGCCCACCACAGAUUUACUUCUAAACCCGCUAAAGUUAUUUCCAUUCCUUCUGAUUCUUGCAUUUUACAAUGAUUUCCUAACACAUAUUUAUGUAAUGACCAGAGGUUAAAGUGAGUGUGCAUGAACAUUUCUUUUUUUUACUUUUCCUACCAUGUUGCCAGGUUUAUAAGAAAGCAAAUAAGUGAAUGCUGGAGAAACGAACACUAUUUAGAGGAAAAUUUGACAUAAAGGACAUGUACUGUGUAGUUAGGUAAUUAAUUUUGGAUCAGCAUGCAGUUACACAUUUCAUGAACAGCUGAGUGGUACAAUGACAGGCAAGAAUAUGUCUUUCCUCCCAGCUCUAUCCUUGCCCCACUGUUGGUUUUGCCUUGUUUUGAGCCCCUUUUUUCAGUUAGCGUUUUACAGAUUUGUAAGAAUUAGUUGUUUAAGCUGCCACAACAUAUCCAGGAACUGCUAAAAAUCUUUCUUUCGUUUCUUUUGCUGUGCCAUGGAUCUUGUUACCAGAUUAAAACACGUCUUUCUUGAGUCAGCUUGUUGGUGUCAGUUCAGAAUGUUUUGUAAUCCUUUGCUCAAAGCGUUAGGAAUACAAUCAGGUCCAUAAAUAUUG
Molecule: messenger RNA, 1540 nt
Organism: Monopterus albus (swamp eel)
Lineage: Eukaryota; Metazoa; Chordata; Actinopteri; Synbranchiformes; Synbranchidae
Gene: pdap1a
Product: pdgfa associated protein 1a
Exons: 6
Coding region: 154-636 (160 amino acids)
Source: RefSeq, a predicted model, not a curated record